GUUGCUUGCCCGCGGUCGUUCAGACCGGAUGUGGUUAAGGCUGACGUCAGUUCCGGCGGGUGACGGUGCGGACGGGUCAGGAGCGUAGAGGCGGCGGCAAAAUGGCGGCGCCUGAGGAGCGGGAUCUAACCCAGGAGCAGACAGAGAAGCUGCUGCAGUUUCAGGAUCUGACUGGCAUAGAAUCCAUGGAUCAAUGUCGCCAUACCUUGGAACAGCAUAACUGGAACAUAGAGGCUGCUGUACAGGACAGACUGAAUGAGCAAGAAGGUGUACCGAGUGUUUUCAAUCCACCUCCAUCCCGCCCCCUGCAGGUUAAUACAGCUGACCACAGGAUCUACAGCUAUGUUGUCUCAAGACCACAACCGAGGGGGCUGCUUGGAUGGGGUUAUUACUUGAUAAUGCUUCCAUUCCGGUUUACCUAUUACACGAUACUUGAUAUAUUUAGGUUUGCUCUUCGUUUUAUACGGCCUGACCCUCGCAGCCGGGUCACUGAUCCCGUUGGGGAUAUUGUUUCAUUUAUGCAUUCUUUUGAAGAGAAAUAUGGGAGGGCACACCCUGUCUUCUACCAGGGAACGUACAGCCAGGCACUUAAUGAUGCCAAGCGGGAACUUCGCUUUCUUUUGGUUUAUCUUCAUGGAGAGGAUCACCAGGACUCUGAUGAGUUUUGUCGCAACACACUCUGUGCACCUGAAGUUAUUUCAUUAAUAAACAGUAGGAUGCUCUUCUGGGCAUGCUCUACAAACAAACCUGAGGGCUACAGGGUCUCACAGGCUUUACGAGAGAACACCUACCCAUUCCUGGCCAUGAUUAUGCUUAAGGAUCGGAGGAUGACUGUGGUGGGACGGCUAGAAGGCCUUAUUCAACCUGAUGACCUCAUUAACCAACUGACAUUUAUCAUGGAUGCCAACCAGACUUACUUGGUGUCAGAACGCCUAGAAAGGGAAGAAAGAAACCAGACCCAGGUGCUGAGACAACAGCAAGAUGAGGCCUACCUGGCCUCUCUCAGGGCUGACCAGGAGAAAGAAAGAAAGAAACGGGAGGAGCGGGAGCGGAAGCGACGGAAGGAGGAGGAGGUGCAACAGCAAAAGCUAGCAGAGGAGAGACGGCGGCGGAAUUUGCAGGAGGAAAAGGAAAGAAAGUUGGAGUGUCUGCCCCCUGAGCCUUCCCCUGAUGACCCUGAAAGUGUCAAGAUCAUUUUCAAAUUACCCAAUGAUUCUCGAGUAGAGAGACGGUUCCACUUUUCACAGUCUCUAACAGUAAUCCAUGACUUCUUAUUCUCCUUGAAGGAAAGCCCUGAAAAGUUUCAGAUUGAAGCCAAUUUUCCCAGGAGGGUGCUGCCCUGCGUCCCUUCAGAGGAGUGGCCUAAUCCCCCUACACUGCAGGAAGCUGGACUCAGCCACACAGAAGUUCUCUUUGUUCAGGACCUAACAGACGAAUGAUAGACACUUUUUCUUUCUCUCUGCUCCUACCCCAAUCCCUAAGAGAAAUAGAAAAAACAGAAAACAAACAAACAAAAAGAGAGAAAUUCAUAUUAUUAUUAUUAUUAUACAAUAUUUUUUUUAAAAAGACUGCUGCAUCCUAAGGUAGGAUCAGAAACCAUGCUGCCUGCAAGAGUCACAACCUGUAUGCGUGUGUGAGUGUGUGCGUGCGUGCAUGUGUGCGUGUGUGUGCGCGCGCGCUAACUUAGCAAUGAACGUGACCCCGGACAAGCCCAUCCUUCCCUAUGGCCUCUGCACAUGCACCUUCCAGCAAGCGGAGACUCUUUACCUUCAAUGCAUCCAUUGUCCCAACUAAGGAUGGGGACAUUCCCACUAGUUCUCAUUCAUUCCUGCUUUUAUGGAACGUAAAAGUGGGAAAACCUCCAACCAGCGACUUACUGCAGCAUCUCCUAAGGACUUGCUUCUCCCAUAUCUGGAGAAGAAAGGAAAGAAAAAGCACAGAACAGAGAUGUUCCUUAAACUGCCCACAAUUUACAAAUAACUUUGUGUUGCUUUGUAAUGACCAAAGGAAUGAGGCUGACAGAUGUUUUGUUUUAUUUUUUCCCCGUAACUUUAUUUGAUAAAGAGCCAAUUUUUAAACCCACGAGUUAAUUGUUCAUGUUCUGGGCUCCUCAGUGCACAGUAGUGUAAUAAAGGUGCCCCGGGCUGGGUUGUACUUACUUCUGCCAUUGUUCCUCUCACGUUCCCAGGGAGGUCGUUCUUUUUUGGUCCAACUCCUGCUGUCCUUUCUUGCCACCUAUCUACACCACUUGAAGCAGUGGGAGGAAAUCUGGGUUUAUAGCUCCACAAAGGCACACACAACUGCAGCUUUUCCUUGGAAUCUGUGCCAGGUGGUGGUUAUGGGGUGUGAACCAAAGGAUAGCAGCUCUUCAUUCCUCUUAUGACAUGUGCAUGCUUCCCUGAAUUGCCAAGCUUGGUGCCUUUCCAAGCAGGGCCUGUGGUGGAGUCAGCAGAACCAUAUAGGGUGCCCUGUUUGUCUCAGUGAAAGUGUGUUUUAAGGACAGGAGGAACCAGUGGCCUCGAAGGAAGCCAAGACAGAACUCCCAGCCUGUACAAACUCUUGGAGGCACAUUUUAGUUUCUGAUGUAGCCACCUUCUGGAGGCACUUUUUAUCCUCUUCCCUCUGUUGCUGUGUUGAAGUAAUAGGUUUUUUAUGACUGGGUUUAUAGUAAAGGGUACAUGGGUCAGGCCAUGUAUUUACAGAUGCCAGUGUGUGUUGACAAGUAUUCCAAAGCUUUCUAGACUGGUGCAGGCUCGUAACACUGCAACUUGUUGAAGUUCCUAUAGUUCCUAGAGUGCUGUGAGGAUAGGGGGUUCAGAUCAACAAGAUAAAGCAUAACUUGCUAGAUUUGUGUCUCCAAAGCCUUUCUCUCGUGCUUAACUAAAACCUAAGGAGUAAGUAAUAUGGUUACUCUUGUCUGUAGCCCUUGUUACUGGAGUAAACAUAGUGUAGGAUGAGGCACCUUCAGAUAUCACCUAGAGAGUCUUAAGAAUUUCCCAGUGGCUUUGGCACAGGUGUCUAGAGCACCAUCUCUAGGAAGAUUUAAUUCUGUCCCUGACUGCUGAUUAUUCUUCUACUUUGUUUUCUGCUGUCCCAAGUCUAGAUGAGUGGGAAGUCACCAUCUGACUGUUGUCAUGAAAUAUAUCUGGAGUGAACACCAGGAUAAACCAUGUUCUGCACUCAAACUGUAUGUGAAAUUUGCUUCCCUCUGAUAACCAAGCAAAGAGGAAUUUUUCCGCUUAACUAAGCUUCCCUCCCUGACUGGAAUUCACAACUUUUCUCUGGUAGCACACAGGAGGGUAUCAAGAACCUUUGUUAGGCUAGGUUUACUGUGUAAGUAUUCUGCCCACACUUCUUUGGGGGAAAUUGUGAUUUUUUUCUUUUAUAAUUCAUUCUCAUCUUACUCUACAGUAUGCACUUUAUGCCUCUUGACUUUGAUAACUUAUUCAGUGAAGGAGGUCCGAUGCCAGAAUUUUUUUUUUUAAGUCUCUAAAUCUUUAUGUUAGUACAACUCUUGGGACAGCAUCCCCAUUGGUUAACGUUUCAAGAGGCUUCAGCACAUUACCCUUUCCAGUCCCAUUUGAAACAGUUCUGCUUUCAGACCCUGGUGCCUGUCUCUCUGCUGACCCCACUGCUGCUGCCUCUGUGCCAUUUCCUUUCCUAAGUGAAAUAUGGGCUGCACAUUUGUCACUUAAUGCCAGUACAAUCUAUAUGUUACUCCCAAGGACUUCUGGGAGAUUGAUGGGACCUGCAAGGGAGAAAACACUGAGAAGCUGGUGAUCUGCAGGCAUUUGCUCUUGUUCCAAAUCACUGGGAUAUUUCAACUGUUGUUUCUAAAUGGCAAGCCAUCAACUAAAUGAAAACACUUGUUUCGAAUUUUGUUCCGUACUCCCAAGACUGAAGUUACAGAUUCAGCUGAAUAACCAUGGGAAAUAACCAAGCAAAGACACUCAAUUGGAGUCAGUCGGAUUUUUGCAGCCUCAGUGGGGCCAUUCUGGUCUUUUCUCCCACUCAUGCAGAAUUUCCUCCAGCAAGUAUUUCUCCUUGUUUGCCUCCACCAUGAUGAGAGAAUAGCCAGAGGAGAAUAUCUCUUUAAAAAAGUAAAACUAAAAAAAUCUAGAAUCUUCAAAUGAGCAGUUACAAAAAUUGCUGAUGGUGCCAAGGCCAUAGAAAGAGUUUCAGAAAAUGACUGUGGGAAGGAGUGAUAAUCCCUGGAAUGCAGAGUCAGGGAAGUAUUAUCAUCUGGUGCUUGAACAAGGAGCUCCACUUUACAACUGGUUUUUUAGGACUUGUGAGGAAUGCAGCAAUGGGAAAUCCAUCCACAAAGGAUGCAGUGCCCCAACUUGUACUGCACCUGAAUAGAUAACAUGAUAAUUUACUGAAGAAAUCUAGUGUACUUUAAAUUUUUUUCAUAAAAGUUUACAUUGUAUUGUAGGUUAACAUUAAAUGUUUUAUAACAAAAAAUU
This is a messenger RNA of Nycticebus coucang (slow loris), 4466 nucleotides long. It is a transcript of the gene FAF2, whose product is annotated as Fas associated factor family member 2. Gene Ontology annotation, molecular function: ubiquitin binding. The coding region runs from base 102 to 1439 and encodes 445 amino acids. Gene Ontology annotation, cellular component: endoplasmic reticulum. The record is from RefSeq and is a predicted model, not a curated record. The transcript is spliced from 11 exons. Lineage: Eukaryota; Metazoa; Chordata; Mammalia; Primates; Lorisidae.